AUGAUGCGAGUGUUGGCUGGGGAUGUGGUUGGGAACCAGGGCGCGAGGGAGGAAAGGAAGGGGGAGGGUGUCAACAUCGCCCUCACGCCCCACGCCCUCUUCAUUGACAAAGCGCGCCUUAUCGCAGAAGAACCGACGUAUGAGGGUGCGAAGAAAGUCUUCAUCCUCGGUUUCGACACGCUCAAACGGCUGCUGGAGGUGCGGUACUACGAUCCCCCUAGUUUAUCGGGGUUAGGGCCACUGUUUGAGGGGGGCGUGAGGGUGCAUUUGCGCGCUGGGGGGGAGGAGGAAGAGGGGGAGCAGAGGAGGUGGAUUGAGAGUCUGGGAGGUGGGGGAGAUGGAGAGGAAUGGGGGGAGGAGGGAAUGGGUGGGGGGAUGGAGGUGGUGGAAGCUAGCGGGGGGGAGGUAAGUUCGAGUGAGGUUAGGAGGAGGGUGAAGGCGGGGGAGACGGUGGCGGGGUUGUUACGGAGGGGGUGGAGGAUGUUAUUGGGAGGAAGGGGUUGUAUAGGGGGUAGAGGGGAAGAGAGGAGGGAGUAUUUAAAAGGUGUAUAUGGGAAGGGAGCCGAGGGGGUGAGAGGGAGUUAUAGAUAG
This is a messenger RNA of Pseudogymnoascus destructans, 591 nucleotides long. RefSeq lists its product as uncharacterized. Lineage: Eukaryota; Fungi; Ascomycota; Leotiomycetes; Thelebolales; Thelebolaceae. The coding region runs from base 1 to 591 and encodes 196 amino acids. The transcript has a single exon. The record is from RefSeq and is a predicted model, not a curated record.